CUGUUUGCACUGUGGCACCAAAAGGUAAACAAGGAAGCGCUAAAGUCCAUCGAAACUGCACAUCAAUUACAGUAUAGUAAUCUUAUCAAUGUGUUUUUUUGAAACAUAUUUUAUAUUCUUUUGAUAAAACUGAUGUUAUUUUCCGACUUGAAUCACACCUUCUAUCAUAUUACAAAAUAAUCAUAUGUGAGUAAUGGCUGUAAGACUGUUCACGGCAAGAUUCCCCCGAUCCGCCGUACUUGGGUUGGUCUCACUGCUCGUAUUGUACGGUGUCCUAGCGCUCCUCGCCCAAGUAACCCACGUUGACGUGGAGCUCUGUCGGGUGUUCUCUGGGAUCGUAUCACGGGGAGGCAUCGGCAAUGUUUCCCGGUCGACGGGGUCGCUCCCCGGACCCGCCAUUCUUCCUUACAACGAGAAAAACGCUGGGGAUCAGUUGGUGGUGGCGGAACGCGCGGAGAGACCCAUCCCUGCUGGAGCACGGAGGGCCAAAGCAGCAUUAGUGAAACACCCUUUCAUGGAAAAUCGCAACUAUAAAGAAUCGACGUGUCCAAAGAGAGUUUCUUCAAUAGCACUGUAUUCAAAGUGGUUUAAGGAAAGAUUCAAGCCAAACAUUAAAGUGUUUCUGGACGAAGAGGACUCGGGAAACUUCGACAGCCUGGCGAAGUACGGCCUGCCGUUCGGCUACAAAAAAGAGAGUAAACAACUGUUUCAGAAGAUUCUUGGUCAUCCUAAGUUCAGCAAUUCCUCGGCCCACCCCAACGGGACGAGGAAGCAGUGUCUACGGUGCGCCGUGGUGGGCUGUGGGGGUAUCCUCAAGGACUCAGGAGCCGGCCCGGAAAUUGACAGCCACGAUUAUGUAUUCAGACUGAACAGAGCUAUCUCGUCAGGAAAAUUUGAAAAAGACGUGGGGAAGAAAACGAGUUUCUAUAUUUUCUUCCCAGAGUCGAUGAGCGUAAGAGACGUUUCUGAUAAGGAUGCAACGUACAUCUACACGAUGUUCAAAACGUACGACAUGAACUACGCGUUAAAUAUGCUCAACAAAGAAGACACACCUAGAUACACGUCGUUCGGAAUAGAGCUUUACCACUUAGCAAAACCCAAUGUGGAUCCAACCAAAGUAAAGAUUGUGCAUCCUGACUUCUUCCGUUAUGUCUUUGCUGAAUAUUUGAAUGCAAUAUCGUACAGACCAACCACAGGUGCUAUGACAGUAUUUCUUGCCCUCCAUCUCUGUGACGAGGUGACAAUCUAUGGAUUCGGUUAUGAUCCCCGAUUUACCAUGCACUACUACGAUACGAGCUUCGUGAAGCACACGGACGUCUCGACCGGCUCUCACGACGUGGAUAACGAACGCUUUCUCUGGUCAAAACUGCACCAAGAGGGCGUCAUUCGACUUUUUAAAAGAGAUAUAUAGACUUUUCUAAUGACCUUGUUGAGAUAUGGGGGACCCUAUGACGAGUGCACUGGUUUGGUUUGGGUGUAUACAGGCAGAUUUACUCAUUAAUAGUGUCAUAGUGCUGUGUCCACCAUCUCAAAAUGGCUAAAUUUGCAACGUCACAGCCCGAGGUUAGUUUGCCAACAAAGGAGUGCGUUUUGGCGACCACAACCAGAAGCAGAUUGAGCUUUGGUCAUCGGUUGAGCAUUUUCGCGUGUUCAAGGUUGAAUCGCGGUGUGACGAUGCUGUUCAGACCAAACGGUAACCGACUCGUUUACUUGUUUGGGGUCGCCAAAACGCACUCCUGGUCAGAGCCGUACACUGGGAGAGUUGCGACAACUUGCGAUUAGAAGCCAUUUUGUUCCCAAGAAACGCAUGGGCGAACACAGGGUGCCAGACUAGUCUGCCCAUUGGGUUGUGCUGCGUUUGGAGACAACAUGGCGCCCAGCAACCACGUGACCAAAGAAAAAUGGGUCCCUCCUUGUCGCAACUCUCUCAAUACACAGCUCUGCUCCUGGUUAGAGAAUUAUGUGAUGCCAUAAAAGCAAUUUCAACAAUGUUACACAAAUUAAUAUUCAAAUAUUGUUGAUUUAGUUAGUAACAAAGCAACCAGUUAUUGGAUGUAUAUGUGUUUAUUGAAAGUUGUUAACAUGUUGAAUUUAGUGACGUCAUGGUUAAAACAUGAUUGAUCGUUUCUGAACGGUCGUCAGCCGCCCAUGCCAAUGCGGUUUAGAAAGGUCUAUAAGGAGAUGUAGGCCUAUAUUUCAGACUUUGUAAGUAACGCGUGACAACAGACCUUCCACUGUUACUGUUAAAAAUGGUUCAUGAUAAAACUUAAAUAAUCUUUUCUAAAACACAUUGGAUUGCUAAUGUGUAUGUAUAUGGAUAUUUUUUGCAAGUUGUAAUUAAAUGUUACACAAAAUUAUACUACCUUUGACUUUUCUUAAAUACAAGGUGUUGGGACGCAAAUAGCAUUUACUUGUUUUGAUAAAAUACUAUUCUGCAUUAACUCCGUUCAAUAAAAAGAAGGUAAUCACAAACAUA
Messenger RNA from Asterias rubens (European starfish), 2476 nucleotides. Its product is annotated as alpha-N-acetylgalactosaminide alpha-2,6-sialyltransferase 1-like. The record is from RefSeq and is a predicted model, not a curated record. The transcript has 7 exons. Gene Ontology annotation, molecular function: sialyltransferase activity. Lineage: Eukaryota; Metazoa; Echinodermata; Asteroidea; Forcipulatida; Asteriidae. Bases 194 to 1411 code for a protein of 405 amino acids.